Messenger RNA from Periconia digitata, 926 nucleotides. The record is from the annotation of a GenBank genome assembly. NCBI's taxonomy places the organism in Eukaryota, Fungi, Ascomycota, Dothideomycetes, Pleosporales, Periconiaceae.
CUCUUGGCGGCUCUUUUCUCGAAAAAUACUCAUCUCCAGCCCCAACUUCUACUGAUCUCUUUCCCAUCCCCAUCCGUCCCGCCGCACUGCCGUUGCUGCAGUCGCAAACCCGCCUACCAUGAGGAUCGAGACGUGCUAUUUCUGCUCUGCACCUGUGUAUCCCAGCAAGGGUAUCACUUUUGUGCGCAAUGAUGCCCGCGCCUUCCGCUUCUGCAAGUCCAAAUGCCACAAGAACUUCAAAAUGAAGCGCAACCCGCGCAAGCUCGCAUGGACAAAAUCGUUCCGUCGCGCGCACGGCAAAGAAAUGACCGUCGACAGCACGCUUCAGUUCGCCGCCCGCCGCAACAUCCCCGUCCGCUACAACCGCGACCUCAUCCAGUCGACGCUCAAGGCCAUGUCGCGUGUGUCGGAGAUCCGCGCCAGGCGCGAGAGGGCGUUCUACAAGGCCCGCAUGAAGGGCAACAAGGCGCGCCAGCGUGCCGACGACCGCAAGUUGGUCGAGGAGAACCAGCACCUUCUACCGCCCAGCGAGCGGUGGGCUGUGCAGAAGGAGGAGGUGGAGGAGAUGGAGGUGGAUGUGGACAAGGUCAAGGAGAAGGUGGCGAAGAGGAGACAAGAGAUUGCCGAAGAGGAGCUCAGCGAGGAGGAGCUGCCAAAGAGCAAGUUGAAGAGCAAGAGGAAGCUGAAGAGGAAGGUUGGAGGUGGAGUCGAGGCUAUGGAUGUGGACGAGUAAACGCCGGCUGGUUGCGAAAAAGAGAGAACCAGAUGGGAUGGAUCCAUUCGGUGGUUGAGGGUCGUUGGUGGGGGGUAAAAGACUGGAAUCACCGACUGGAAUCGUUUCUGUGUCUCCUUGCUCGACGGCCGCCAAAACAAUACCAUGCAUCUACAGUAGAAGGGCGUCCCGGCGUUAUGGAACCAAAGGAUAU